UCCUCUUGUCUCCCUGUCAGAUGUGGAGAGUAACGAUGUGGUUCCGUGGGUGCUGAACUCUAUCCUGGCUAAGUACAUCCCAAGUCAAAACCCCCACGUCAGACAGGCUGCCUGUAUAUGGCUGCUCUCUCUGGUGAAGAAGCUGCACCAGCACAAAGAGAUCAGGUCUCACCUGAAGGAGAUCCAGACGGCUUUCAUCUCCAUCCUGUCAGACCCUGAUGAGUUGAGUCAGGACGUGGCAUCUAAAGGUCUUGGUCUAGUCUAUGAGAUGGGAGGAGAGGGAGACCAGCAGGAACUGGUGUCUACACUGGUCGAAACACUGAUGACUGGCAAGAGGGUGAAGCAUGCCGUGUCGGAGGACACCGAGGUGUUCCAGGGAGAGGCUCUGGGGAAAGCACCGGACGGACACGGACUCUCCACCUACAAGGAGCUGUGCUCAUUGGCCAGUGACCUCAACCAACCGGAUCUGGUCUACAAGUUCAUGAACCUAGCCAAUCACCACGCCAUGUGGAAUUCCCGCAAGGGAGCAGCGUUUGGGUUCAACAUCAUAGCAGCGAAGGCAGGAGAGCAGCUCGCCCCCUACCUGCCCCAGCUGGUACCACGUCUGUACCGAUACCAGUUUGAUCCCAACCUGGGCAUCAGGACGGCCAUGACCUCCAUCUGGGAUGCUCUGGUCACUGACAAGAACAUGGUGGAUAAGUAUCUGAAAGAAUCCUCCAGGAUGUGAUAUCUAACCUGACCAAUAGCAU
This is a messenger RNA of Oncorhynchus nerka (sockeye salmon), 749 nucleotides long. Its product is annotated as proteasome adapter and scaffold protein ECM29-like. The coding region runs from base 269 to 727 and encodes 152 amino acids. The transcript has 6 exons. The record is from RefSeq and is a predicted model, not a curated record. Gene Ontology annotation, molecular function: molecular adaptor activity. Gene Ontology annotation, cellular component: nucleus; cytoplasm. NCBI's taxonomy places the organism in Eukaryota, Metazoa, Chordata, Actinopteri, Salmoniformes, Salmonidae.